This is a messenger RNA of Drosophila hydei, 2667 nucleotides long. RefSeq lists its product as uncharacterized. Gene Ontology annotation, cellular component: plasma membrane. The record is from RefSeq and is a predicted model, not a curated record. Lineage: Eukaryota; Metazoa; Arthropoda; Insecta; Diptera; Drosophilidae. Gene Ontology annotation, molecular function: guanyl-nucleotide exchange factor activity. Gene Ontology annotation, biological process: positive regulation of GTPase activity; Ras protein signal transduction. Bases 425 to 2623 code for a protein of 732 amino acids. The transcript has 12 exons.
UAAAAAAUAUUUCCGAAUUCUUAAAGCAGUGCCCGUUAUGAAUAUUAACAACAGCUGGCAGCUGCAAUCAAGAGUCGAUUGACACAAUAAAAAUAAAUUUAUAAGCGAAAAAUGCUCUUUCCAACCGAUUGCGCCUAGAGUGUAAAAUUGCCCAACAUGAAAAAUUGCGCUCGACGCAAAUGACAUGUGAUUCCGCCAGCACCUGACGAAUUUAGCUACGUGCGUACGAUAGAAUUGCCUGAAUUACGAAUUGAAGCAGCGACAGCCUCGCAGGUGUACUGGGCGUGCUUGUGCAUUAAAUUCGCGCAUCGCACAACCCGAUUAACCAGCAAGAGCCAGAGCAGAAGCCCGAGCCCGAGCGAGAGCCAGAGUCCAGCAGCAAACACACAUGACCGUGCUACGGGCGGCACCAAGAACGUGACACAUGGCGAUGUACUUUUAUGCCAAUAAGAUAUCGGCCAUUGUCUGCGGCACGCGUUGCAAGCAAGCCGUGCUGCAAAAGUCGCGUGGGUCGCGGGAUCGUGAUAAGGAUAAAUGCCGGCGCCAUCGGCAGCGUCAUCGAAGCAGAAGACGCAGCAGCAGAUGCCAGGAGAGCAGCUCUGACAGCGAGACGAGCGCCGAUGAUGCCUGCUGUGGACACGACCUGGACGCCGCUGCGCAUCCGGAUGUGGGAAUUUUUCUGCUCAAUACCAGCAACUCGAAUGCGGAGGCCGCACAGCUCGGUCUCGAGCUGGGCUUCACCAACGAGGGCAUGCGGCUGCGACGUCGACACAGCGCAGAGCAGCUAAAUGCACACGAUUUGGAGCUGGGCUUGCAGCACUACCAGCUUGCAGCCAAAGAUGAUCCGGUUCAAUAUGAUGUGCCCAAAAAUACGCACAAGCGCAGCCAAUGUGAUAUCAACUUUGAGAGCUCUGUUUUGGGUUCCGGCGGCAUCAUGUAUAUAAAUGGUAAAAUUGUUUCCGGCCCACUUGACUCAUUCCCCGAGGUGCUCAAUCCCAAAAAUGUCAUGGAUUUAGAUAAGGAAUUUCUGUUCUCAUUUUUAUUAUCGUCACGUCUGUUUAUGCGACCCCACGAGCUGCUCGGCAAGCUGUUGGCAUCGGUGGCCGAGGGCAAGUGUUUGGAGACACUAGUUGCCCUGCUGGCCGAGUGGACGCAGAAGUUUCCAUACGAUUAUCGUGACGAGCGCAUGAUGAAUCAUGUAAAACAUAUCGUUGCUAGAUGUUCCAAUUCACAUUUAGAAGCCAUAGUCUCCCAAGUACUAAGUGCCUUACUUCAACGUUUGACUGAUUUAGAGCAGCACGAGGCCGAUCUACGUGCCUGCCAGACCAACAGUGACAAGGUCGUUGCACCAAUCAACUGCCCAACGGCCACUCAAUAUGCACAAAUAUUGUGCCGACUGGAAAAGAAACUGGCCAAGCACAUUGGACCGGAGGAGUUUGUCCAGUGCAGCAGCAUGGUGCUAUUGGACAAGCAGCAAGCCUCAUUAACACAACAAAUCGUCGGGUCGUGUUGGUUUUUGCAGAAAAAAUGGGACCAACCAAUAUCGUCGGGUGGACCACCGGGUGCCCAGGAUCCGAAGAAGACCUGCAAUCUGGAAACGUAUCUGGACUGGUCGGCACGUCUACGUCUGUUUGUCUGCAAUGAGAUACUGCAGUGCACCGGAAUUGAGGACCGCAGCCGAACGGUUGAGCUCUGGAGCGGCGUCGCCCAGUACUGUCUGCUCGUCGGCAAUUACAAUAGCGCCACGGCCAUCUUGGAGUCCCUUGAGUCACCUGCUAUAGCAAGACUUAAAAUAACGUGGAGCAAAUUGCAAGUGACAUGUCAACAAUUGGAUUGCAUGCAACGGCAUGCCGAAGGACACGGGCAUUUAUGGCAGAAGCAGGCAAUCGUUCUAAAUGAGCAGCAGCAAAGUCUAAAGACUGAUAAGCAGCCUAGGGCCGCAUCAUCAUCAACAGCAUCAUCAGCAUCGAUAACGAAAAACUCAUCGUCAACAUCAUCUGCAACAGCAGUAGAAGUAGCAGUAGCAGUAGCAGCAGCAGCAGCAGCAACAACAAUAAACUCCUCCACCUCCACGUCAUCCGGUGCUCUAGAAGAUUUGGUUGAGCAGCCAUCGACAUCGACAAGUGCCAGUGGGCAGCCAGUUGGCAUAACAGGCAUUUCCGGUUUCAAUGCAAUGCCAGCGUCAUUGGAGAAGGCAACGCUAGAGGUGCCUUCGACUGGCAGCAGCAAUGUGGAAGCAGCCACAGCCACAGCCGCAGUAACGCCAACACCAACAGCAACAACAACACCAACUAUUUGUGGCAAGCCCAAUGAUUGGGUUGUUAUUCCAGUGUUUGCGGAUAUUGUUAAAUUGGCGCUGGCCGAACGGGAAAACUGUUUGCAAUGCUUACCAAAUGGCCACAUCAAUGUGAUUGCCUUCGAUCGAAUGGCGGCCAUUGUCGGCGCCUUUACCAAGCACAUGCAGGCGAUGAAAUCGACACAGGCGCCAUCUAGCGGCGAGUACGAGCACUUCUGCACCCACAUGCAGCGAACUACAAAACUUAGCGAAGCGGAACUCAUGAUGGCUUCAUUCGAUUGCGAAGAACCGAACAAUGCUGAGAAGCUAAUGUAUGAUUUGAAUUAAUUUCGAAAGAAAACAAAACUGAAUAAUUAAAAAUAAUAAUAAUA